AUGAGUUCAUGGGCUUCUCGCCAGUACUUUGACGGUGUUUAUAUUCCUGCUGGCCUGCUAGUUGUUGGCACUGCGAUCAUGAAGUUCGACUGGAUUAUCUACGCGACGGCGUUGGCUGUCAUCCUCGGCGCAUAUAAGAUCUUCAGCAACAGACAACGAAAGGUUCUCAAGGCCGGCGAAUUCCAAAAGUUCGUGCUCAAGGAGAAGACGAUUGUCUCACACAAUGUCGCCAUUUAUCGCUUUGCCCUCCCACGCCCUACCGACAUCCUCGGCUUGCCAAUUGGCCAGCACAUCUCCCUUGCCGCUCUUGUCGAAGGCCAGGCAAAGGAGAUCGUUCGAUCGUACACUCCAAUUUCUUCGGACGACAAUCCUGGAUAUUUUGAUCUACUUAUCAAGUCGUACCCCCAGGGUAACAUCUCCAAGCACCUGACGACUCUGAAAAUCGGCGACUCUAUGAAAGUCCGCGGUCCAAAGGGUGCUAUGGUCUACACUCCAAACAUGGCCCGACAUAUUGGUAUGAUUGCCGGUGGUACGGGUAUCACGCCGAUGCUUCAAGUUAUCAAGGCAAUCAUCAAGGGUAGACCAAGCAACGGAGGAAACGACACUACUCAAGUCGACCUCAUCUUCGCCAACGUCAAUGUGGAAGACAUCCUCUUGAAGGAAGAGCUUGAUGAGCUAGCCGAAACCGACAAGGGCUUCCGUGUUCACUACGUUUUGAACAACCCGCCAGAGACGUGGCAAGGUGGCGUUGGCUUUGUUACUCCAAACAUGAUCAAGGCCCACCUCCCUGCCCCUGCAGAUGAUAUCAAGAUCAUGAUCUGCGGACCCCCGCCCAUGGUCAGCGCCAUGAAGAAAGCCACGGAGUCCUUGGGCUACAAGAAGGCCAACCUCGUCAGCAAGCUAGAGGAUCAAGUUUUCUGCUUCUAG
This is a messenger RNA of Arthroderma uncinatum, 927 nucleotides long. Its product is annotated as NADH-cytochrome b5 reductase 1. NCBI's taxonomy places the organism in Eukaryota, Fungi, Ascomycota, Eurotiomycetes, Onygenales, Arthrodermataceae. Bases 1 to 927 code for a protein of 308 amino acids. The transcript is spliced from 4 exons. Gene Ontology annotation, molecular function: oxidoreductase activity. The record is from RefSeq and is a predicted model, not a curated record. Gene Ontology annotation, cellular component: endoplasmic reticulum.